Messenger RNA from Conger conger (European conger), 3979 nucleotides. It is a transcript of the gene cuedc2, whose product is annotated as CUE domain containing 2. NCBI's taxonomy places the organism in Eukaryota, Metazoa, Chordata, Actinopteri, Anguilliformes, Congridae. The transcript has 9 exons. Bases 128 to 967 code for a protein of 279 amino acids. The record is from RefSeq and is a predicted model, not a curated record.
GUACCGUGGAAUGCAGGGUCUCUUUUCGGGUUUCUUGUGAACGUUCUGCCGUCCUGGAGUUCGACUGCAAUUUCGAACGGAUUCUGCGCAGACUCGCACGGCGCCUGGAUGAUUGUGAAUUGUCACAAUGGAUCUUCAUAAAAUAAUUCAGGACGCACUGUACGAGUUCAUCCAGUCGUACAUUCCCAACGCCGACCUCAGCACGCUUGAUGACGUGAUCCUCUCCUAUAUGACGGGCGUGCUGGAGGACUUGGGCUCCCAGGAUAGCGUGGAGGAGAACUUCGACGUGGAGGUGUUCGUGGAAAUGUUGGAAGCCUACAUCCCCGGAUUCGCUGAAAUAGACAGCGUCAAAGUAUGUGAGAUGAUGUUUAACCUCUCCUCAAAACUGGCGACAGCCCGGAACGCAGACAGCGGUCAGCCGAAGAUGGGGCCGCAGUCUACGCUGAAGGACACUGCCGCCUCAGCGUCCUUCUCCAGGCAGCCGCAGGACUUCACCACGCCACCAGAGGGCGCCACAGCCCAGGACGGCGAUGGGGAAGGCUUGGGGCGGGAGCAGCACCUCCUGGAGAUGUUCCCGAAGUGCAGUGUGACCGAGGCCCGGAGCGCGCUGAGCAUCGCCAAGGGCGACCUGGGGGAGGCGGUGCGCCUCAUCAUCGAGGGAGACCUGCAGCUGCGCGAGGCCCCGCCCCUGAACGUGAACCACGGAAAGCCCAUUUCUCCACGAGCUGACGAGAAGCUGAAAGCGAGCAUUCUGGAGAAAUACAUGCUGGUAGACGAUGAGGAAGACAAGAAAGUUCACAGGCCUGUAACACCUAAAGACGCUCCGAAGAAGCUUGUGCGUUACCACGGUAACCAGGUGGUCACGACGAAAGGGGAGCGGUACCACCAGGUGAAGAAGGACGAGACGGACGAGGUGAAGAAGACCUACAUCAGCCUGAAGCCCGCCAGGAAGUACCGCUUCCACUGAUGAUGUCACUUCCUCCCCAGGGAGCCCAGCACACUGCGUUUUUGUUCGAGAUCCUUUCCUCGUUACGUUGGUCUUCAUCGCGUUAUCGUUUCCUCGACGGGGCGCGAAACCCUUCUUCCUUGUUCGGUUUACACCACAUCCUUAUUUAUGCUUUUGGCAGCUCCGUUGUGUGGAUGUGUCUGUUGAAGACGUUUAAACGCAGCGUUGGAUUGGCUGAUCAGACGAGGGGUGGGGACGUAGAGACGCCCGUGUUAUACCGGAGUUUCCCUGAUCCAGGCGCACGUUCCCGGGAACGUUUCACAGGGAGAACCCGGAGAACCCCCACGAUCGGAAUGACGCCAGAAGUGAUGACAAACUGCUCCCAGAUUAAUCUCAAUUGUGGAUCACUCAAAUGACAGUGUACUUUUUUUCCUUUAUUUUUUUAAAGGCUAAUUUCAUUUUGUAGAAUGUACCUUAAUUUAAACACAAAUCAAAAGCGGUGGUAAUCAGAAUUGGACUCUUUUAGAACGUUCUUAAUUAAAACUAUUUUUUACUAUGCCAAAUGAUCUUAUUUUCUGGUACCUACUUUUGACCUCUUUUGCAAAGCAUUUAAUUUUGUUGUUUCAAACACUAGGCGCUCUCCCCCAAGCUGUGUUCUUCAGCAACACUACCCUCCUCUGUGAGCCCUGGUGUGUCUGGGGAUGUACGUUGUGUUAUAUUACAGGCCUGCUGCUACAGUUCAUUACCAGUGUUACGCAGGGAGAGAAUAUCCAAUAAUCAUGCAGGUAAUGGUAACAUGGUGUGAAAAGUGCAUUUAGUUUCAGAAUAUUAGUCUUAAUUGCUGCUUCAUUCUACCCACAGGGACACGGUGGGUCAAAUGAAGCUUUAGCAGUGUAAUAUUGAUUCAGUAAUGUUGUAAUAUUGAUAUGUUGACUUAAUGCAGGUCUGUAGGUCUUACAUUUAAGUUCUGACAGUAUCUAGAAAGAUCUAGAAAUUGGACACUUUGUCGUGGAAUCUGUUAAAGCUGUUGACCGGAUAAAAAUGUCCAGUCCAAUUUAAAAGUUUUAUUAUAUUCAACAUCUUUGUGUAUUAUACUUGAAAAUCUUUUGGCUGUUGUUCUUAAGCAAUUUAACCAUGUUAGCGCAGUGUUAAUUACACUGUAAUAGAGUACAUGUGAGUACAUACAAGUCCAACAGGGACCAUUUAACCAUGUUAGCCCAGUGUCCAAUGUUAAUUACACUAAUAGAGUUCAACAGGGACCAUGUGUACUGAGUUUAUUGAUCACCUAACAUUCACUGUGUGUUCUGAAACAUUGGGGUUAGUAAGGAGGAGUGUUGUUGCAUGAUGUACGUAAGGUAGGGGUUUGUAAUUUUUCUUACAGAAUUAUUCAUUUUCGCACUGAACCAGUCAUUGCACUGCAGGAAGUGUUACAUUGGACAGGAGCCCAGGUUUAGUGGACCCACAGUGCUCUUUGCCAUUACUGGAGUGAUUGAGUAUUGUGUAAAAAUGGGACCGUUGCCUCAGGGCUUUUCUGCCGUUCUGAAAAUAGACUGGAUGUGCUGUUCCUCUAUUAUUAGCUGGUCUCCUGCGGUGACCACUUUGAGCUCAGCUUAAAACUUUUCCGGCGAAAUCUGCACUUUCUCUGAGGGAGGCAGUGUGUGGGAACUUCCUGACUAAACAUAUUUUUGACUCACCUUUUAAAAAACGUCACGUCUGGAUACUCGGUGGGGAUCGAGGACGAGCGCUCGCUGUCACGUUCUGCGCUGUCCUUGUCCCAGAUGUUAAUAUCAGUCCGCUGUUGAAAAUGGAGUGAAUAACGAUUGCUUAGUUAGGUUGGGUUUGUGCCUCUGCGUUCUGUCUAAAUGUUCCUGAGUUUUGAGUGCGAAUCCGGGUUGGGUUUCCGUGGUCCGGUCCUUUAAUCAAAUUCCUACCUCUCCGGUCCGGAUGGAGUGGGAAUGCUGGGCACAUUGCUGAACAUUGGAGAGGGAGGCAGCCAAUCACCGCCCCUCUCCACCAGGAAUGGCUUAAAGUGUCAAACGGGAGGUAUCAGUAUUGCAGUUAUGCAUCUCUUGUCAGUUGUACAUUUAUCUUGCAUAAUUAUCUUUUUUUUGUUUACCAAUAGAUUUAGCAAUCCUUUAAGGCGGUGGUUUCCAGCCAGGCCGAUGCAGAGGUCCGGGGUGUUGGUAACAGACUGAACACACUGGCAUCACAAUGACACUGGGCUUCGUGAGGUUGGGUUAUGAGCUCAAAUGCCAUAACAGACUGUGUCCAGUCAUACAUUUUGUUUGUUUCCAAAUGUAUGAAUGCUGUAGAAACUGCACUGAUGUAGAAAAUGUGUGUGUGUGUGUGUUGUGUACUUGCACAGUUUCGUAACUUUCAAUGUUUUCCUUAAAGAUUUGAUUUAUUGUUCGGCUCAUUUUAAUUUGUGUGUACUAUAAUGGAAAACUUCAACACCGCUCCGUCUCAAGGAUAGUUGUUGGUUUAGAGAUUAUUUCACUAGCAGGUAAUGCAGGUUAUGCAUAUCGAGCCUACUUCAAAAUACAUCUAUUUUUAUACAGAGAUAUAGAUUUGAAAGGCUUUGAUUAAGUGUUACUAGUGAUUCAUCCACAGGUAAACGAGCAUCUUUUCAUAACUUGUACCAAAACAUUUAAUUUACUUGUACACUUGGUAUGUCUCAACCCAUGUGUAUUUUCAAUUCUGUUGCCUUUUGGGGUUCUUUUCUUUUGAAUAACAGGACAUUUUUUGUAUGAAAGUCAAUGGUUUGUUAAACACUGGAUCUAAUGGUGUGCAUUUUCUAAUUGACAAACGCUUUAUAUUUUACACAUUACAUUUUUGUGGUUUGAUUAGUGGAUGUCUAGUUGAGUCGCAUCUUUUAAGAGUUAUGGUUUUGUGUUGCAUGCAAACAUCAUGCAGAUAUGGUUCACCGUUUCUGUGUGGUAUUUUAGCUCAAUGACAUUAGUAAUGUUGAAUUAUCCAAUAAUUACACACCUACAUGUAAUUGCCUGUGCACAAAUGAUAAAUCCGCUGUAAAAA